AUGUUGUUUGUUAGAACAGCUGUCACCGCUACUCGAGGUGUAUCCGGGCUUCGUGCCUUUUCGACGGCACGCGUCUUUCGCGCUGAGCUGGCUUACCAAGUCUACGGUCCGGAGAAAGAGCAGGCUACUCGGGAUCCCAUUCUGUUCCUGCAUGGACUCUUCGGCUCUAAGCAAAAUAAUCGGAGUAUCAGCAAAGCCCUAGCCCGCGAUUUGAAGCGUCAAAUUUUCUGUCUGGAUCUACGGAACCAUGGACAGUCUUUCCAUGCCCCGGAACACAAUUAUAGUGCGAUGGCCGACGACGUCCAGGAAUUCAUUCAGCAACAAAAGAUGGAUAAGUGUGUUCUCAUCGGACACUCCAUGGGCGCCAAAGUGGCAAUGACAAUGGCCCUCCGUACUCCGGAGCGCGUCUCGGGCCUGAUUCCCGUGGACAACGCUCCAGUCAACGCAACGCUGAAGAGCGACUUCCCUAAAUAUGUGCGCGGAAUGCAGCAUGUAGAAAAUGAAAAGGUGAAGAAGCAGUCGGAAGCCAGCAAGAUUCUUGAGGCCUACGAAGAGUCUCUUGGAAUCCGUCAAUUCCUUCUCACCAACUUGAUCCGCUCUGAGGAUGAUGGGACAUACAAGUUCCGUGUUCCCUUGGCAGUCUUGGGCAAAUCUCUUGACAACAUGGCAGACUUCCCAUAUGGCCAGUCGGACUCCAUUCAAUACAAUGGGCCAGCAUUGUUCGUUCGCGGAACGAAGUCUCAAUACGUAUCAGAUGACACACUGCCGGCUAUCAAGAAAUUCUUUCCGAGCGCACAGGUUGCCGACGUUGAGGCUGGACACUGGCUUAUUUCUGAAAACCCCGAGGGAUUCAGACAGGCGGUGGUGAAAUUUCUGGGAUCACCCUAA
Molecule: messenger RNA, 888 nt
Organism: Penicillium cosmopolitanum
Lineage: Eukaryota; Fungi; Ascomycota; Eurotiomycetes; Eurotiales; Aspergillaceae
Exons: 6
Coding region: 1-888 (295 amino acids)
Cellular component (GO): mitochondrion
Source: RefSeq, a predicted model, not a curated record